This is a messenger RNA of Knipowitschia caucasica, 474 nucleotides long. Lineage: Eukaryota; Metazoa; Chordata; Actinopteri; Gobiiformes; Gobiidae. The record is from the annotation of a GenBank genome assembly.
AUGUCGCGCAGUCACAGAGCAUUAGAGCUGGAGAUUGGGGCCUACACCUCUCCCAUACUCACACGUACUCCUGGAUCUGCAUGUGAGGAGGUGAUGGAGGUGAAGGAGGUGAUGGAGGUGAUGGAGGUGAAGGAGGUGAUGGAGGUGAAGGAGGUGAUGGAGGUGAUGGAGGUGAAGGAGGUGAUGGAGGUGAAGGAGGUGCCACAGACCGAGCCUCUCACCUCCUGGACUUUGACUGACAGCCGCUCCCACUUAUGCUGCACCUCUGAGGGAAUAUUCGCAGUCUGCGGCGCUCUCACAGGUGUGGAGUCAGCCCAGGUGAGCAGCUGCUGGGCGCCCUCUCCCUCACCUCCAUCCACCCCACUGUCGAAACACAACCUGGAACACAGCCUGGAACUCUGUCAAAACAACCAGAAAGCAAAGCACCAGGAGGCCAGGUGGAGAGGCCCGACACCAGAGGAGAAGACAGACUGA